Haliotis rubra (blacklip abalone) is the source of this 1130-nucleotide messenger RNA. RefSeq names its product eukaryotic translation initiation factor 4E-like. Gene Ontology annotation, cellular component: cytoplasm; eukaryotic translation initiation factor 4F complex. Gene Ontology annotation, molecular function: RNA 7-methylguanosine cap binding; translation initiation factor activity. Gene Ontology annotation, biological process: translational initiation. The record is from RefSeq and is a predicted model, not a curated record. Lineage: Eukaryota; Metazoa; Mollusca; Gastropoda; Lepetellida; Haliotidae.
CUCGUUUUCGCAUACCGGUAGUACCAUGUGACUGUAUUACAACAUGGCUUCCGAAAGAGACGAGUCGAGAGAGCAGGGUGCAACUUCCCAAUGUGAAGAUGGAGAGAAGGAUGGUAACAAUGCAGUUGUGGAUGAUGCAGUUGCUUCUCCUGAGAUGCUAAUUAAGCAUCCUUUGCAGAACAGAUGGUCAUUGUGGUUUUUCAAGAAUGACAAGAAUAGAGACUGGACAGAGAAUCAGCGUUGCAUCACCUCCUUUGAUACAGUUGAGGACUUUUGGGGAUUGUACAACCAUGUACAGAAGGCCAGCAAGUUGCCUCCAGGCUGUGACUACUCCAUGUUUAAGGAAGGAAUACAGCCGGCAUGGGAAGAUUCUCGCAAUAAGAACGGUGGCCGCUGGCUCAUUAGUCUCAACAAACAACAGAGGCAUACAGAUCUUGAUAACUUUUGGCUUGAAACAUUACUGUGUUUGAUUGGGGAGGCCUUUGAUGAACAAAGUGAUGAUGUAUGUGGAGCAGUGGUUAACAUUCGAGGCAAGGGGGACAAGUUAGCAUUAUGGACAGUUGAUGCUAAUAGAGCAGAAUCCAACACAAAGAUUGGAAAGAAAUUGAAAGAACGGCUAAAUAUACCUGCAAAGUUUCCAAUAGGUUUCCAGGCUCACCAAGAUACCAUAUCAAAAACAGGCUCGACUGCCAAGAAUCGUUUCACAGUCUAACAUUUGGCCUUGAAAAGUGACUUUGCUGGACUGUGCAUAUUUGAAUGCAGGUGGUUCCAGUGCUAUGCUUGGCAGCAGGAAGUAUUCCCCAUCAAUGAAGUGGUGGCUACCCUGCCAACUUGCCUGUCUGCGCACCAACAUGCCUGUGUGUCUGUGUCUGCCUGCCUACCCACCACCAGCCUGCUGGCCCAUGUCAUUGGUUGUGGCACCCCCUUGUGUACAGUACAUAUAAGGCAGAGAGACACAAACACAUGAUAGCUGCUUGCUCCUGGACACUUUUUUAUUCAUGGAUUUAACAGUUAAAAACACUUAAGAUGAAAAGACUAUCCACAAUUAUGAAUGAUCAGUAUGUGGACUACCUUAUUCUGUACGGUUCCUCUUUGAUAAACUUGUGUCCAAGACAGUUCUAGAACAGCAA